This is a messenger RNA of Esox lucius (northern pike), 2708 nucleotides long. RefSeq names its product SH3-domain GRB2-like endophilin B2a (gene sh3glb2a). The record is from RefSeq and is a predicted model, not a curated record. Gene Ontology annotation, biological process: membrane organization. Gene Ontology annotation, molecular function: protein binding. The transcript is spliced from 14 exons. Gene Ontology annotation, cellular component: cytoplasm; membrane. NCBI's taxonomy places the organism in Eukaryota, Metazoa, Chordata, Actinopteri, Esociformes, Esocidae. Bases 165 to 1373 code for a protein of 402 amino acids.
CCGACUGCGUAUCUCGCUUUCUACACGGUCUCUGAUGUGUGUAGUCCACACUUGAAACAACAUUAGCUAGCGCUGUCACUGAAGUAAUAACAUCUGUACCUAGUUUAGAUGCUCUGGGUUGUGUUAAGUUAGACACUAUUGGUAGCAUCAAAUUAGCUAACAUCAUGGAUUUCAAUGUGAAGAAAUUUGCUUCGGAUGCAGGAGUAUUUUUUACAAGAGCUGUACAGUUCACAGGGGAAAAGCUUGGACAGUCAGAGAAGACCGAGCUGGAUGCCCAUUUCGAGAAUCUGCUCAGCCGUGCUGAUUCCACAAAAAAUUGGACAGAGAAAAUUUUCAGGCAAACCGAGGUUCUGCUGCAGCCCAACCCAAUCGACCACACUGGUGCCCGGAUUGAAGAGUUCUUAUAUGAAAAGCUUGACAGAACGGUUCCAUCCAGACCAAAUAAUGGAGAACUCCUUGGUCAGUAUAUGCAGGAUGCAGCGAAAGACUUUGGUGUUGGAACCCCAUAUGGCAGCACCCUGAUGCAUGUGGGCGACUGUGAGAGGAGACUGGGCAGUGCACACAGGGAGUUCCUACAGACCUCCGCUAUCAGCUUCCUCACCCCUCUCAGGAACUUUCUGGAAGGGGACUGGAGGACCAUCUCAAAAGAGAGGCGUCUCUUGGAGAACCGUAGACUGGACCUGGACUCCUGUAAAGCACGGCUGAAGAAGGCAAAACUAGCCGAGUCCAAGGCAGCGUGUGAGGGAGAAGCUGUGCCUGAUUUUCAGGAAACCAGGCCCAGGAAUUAUGUCCUCUCUGCCAGUGCUUCUGCGCUCUGGAGUGAGGAGGUGGACAAAGCGGAGCAUGAACUUCGAGUGGCCCAGACUGAGUUUGACAGACAGGCAGAGGUCACCCGGCUUCUACUGGAGGGUAUCAGUAGUACCCACGUAAAUCACCUUCGCUGCCUGCAUGAGUUUGUGGAGGCCCAGACAGCCUAUUACAAGCAGUGUCACCUGCACAUGCAGGACCUGAAAAAGGAGCUGGACAGUUCAAAUGGAGAUGUGUUCCCCAACGCCUUUGCUGGUAAACCAGGCCACUCCAUGGCCUCUGAUGGCUCCUCUUCUCCAGGGAAGGCCGUUGACCCUCUGGACGUCGCCAGCACCGUGGAGACGGACACGCUGAAGAUCGAGGAGGUGCAGGCUCCUGCCACAGGCACACGCAAGGCCAAGGUGCUGUACGACUACGACGCCGCCGACACCAGUGAACUCUCACUACUGGCUGACGAGCUAAUCACAGUUUACACAGUACCAGGCAUGGACUCUGACUGGCUUGUUGGAGAGCGAGGAAAUCAGAAAGGGAAGGUGCCUGUAACAUACCUGGAGCUGCUCAGCUAAAGAAACGACAUAUGUACAUGCAUACCUAAAUGGACAAACACACUUUAUAUUAUACUAUCUUUGUCAGGAACCCAAACCUUAUUAUUAUUUGAAAUGCCCGUUUCCAUAAUGGUAACCCCAAAAACCUGACCUUAAUCUAGAGAAUUAGCCUUUCACCUCAUGGGGUCUUGUGAAAUGUCCGCACAAGGUCAUGUUUUCCAUCCUUUACUGUUCUGUUGUUUGGUCCCCACCAGGAUAGUAAAAUAUAUACACAAACACUUAAACCAGAUUGCACAUGUCUACAAUCAUGCAGAUGUUGACAAAUUCAGAGACUGCAUGUGAACAUUGCUGAAUAUGAAGGGAAAUGUAUAACAUUAGAUUAAAGUUUAUCAUGACAACUUGGCUGAACAUUCUGAAAUGUGUGAUGUUUGCUUAUUGAAAUGUCAUGUUUUACUGACAAUUUUUGGUUUUGCUUCUGGUUCCGUCUCAUAGUCAAAUCUCCACAUAGCCUGACAUCUUUAUAGUUGCCACUCGCACCAUUUUAAACAUUAAUAUGCACCAAGCUUUUCCAUUCCAAAUUCACUAAAAUGUCAAACAUUUUAUUAAUCCAGUGGACCUGUGGUUAGUCCACAUUCCUGUUAUUUUCCUGUUUAUCUCUGGUGAGUCCACAUUCCUUCUGGCAUCAUUCUGCACACCUCUGCUGCUAUCUGGCACUGAGACAUUGAAUACCUGUUUGCCCUGCUUAGACAGUAAUGGAAAUUAAAACAUUCAUAAAGCAAAGUUUUGAAGCACUCCUAGUCUUUUCCUAACUGCCUUAAACUUUUGGAGAGAGCUGUCUGUCUGCUAGAACUCAUAGAAUGUAUUGUACUGUAUUUUCACACUUUCUUUUGAUGACAACCAGCCAAACAUUUUGGCAUGUAAGACUAACUAGCUAUUUAUUUUAGUGCAUGUUAUACAUUAUCCAAUUUGUGUGCCUAUGUUUGUUAUUUAAAAUGUGUCCUUUUGCUGUUGUGUUUCUGUAACAUGUCACUGUUUCUUAAGUUUAAUGUCUUGUCCGAUCACGUCUCUGACAGCUUCAGACCUUGGCUGCUGCAUGUGCUUCUCGGUGGAUUUUAGGUCAGACUGUAUCCUGUUCCCUGCAACGACUACUUUUGUUAUUGUAAUCCUAAGUUUUAAUGCCUGUAUUAAUUUCUCACAGACCAUUUUUGUCCCAAAGCAAACAUAAGUGUGCAUCCACACUGUCAAGGUUUAUGUCCUGUUUUACUCUUUUCUGUUUUCAGUGUAUUUAUUGGCUGUUCCAAAUCUGUUCUGACUGAAAAAAAUAUAUAGAAUGUAAUAAAUUAUGCUUUAUUUGGA